Messenger RNA from Aspergillus melleus, 1482 nucleotides. RefSeq names its product transcription factor domain-containing protein. Gene Ontology annotation, molecular function: DNA binding; zinc ion binding. The transcript is spliced from 4 exons. The record is from RefSeq and is a predicted model, not a curated record. Gene Ontology annotation, biological process: DNA-templated transcription. Lineage: Eukaryota; Fungi; Ascomycota; Eurotiomycetes; Eurotiales; Aspergillaceae. Bases 1 to 1482 code for a protein of 493 amino acids. Gene Ontology annotation, cellular component: nucleus.
AUGCUCUGUCUGUGCGCCCGUUUCAUGAAAGGCCAUCCUCUUGAGCCGGAAAGUGUUUACGCUGAUUAUGCGCGAACUCAAUUGGCAAGUCGAGUCUUCGAGGCACCGUCGCUAUACCUGGCUCAGUCUCUGGUUAUGAUCACGUUCUAUGAGUGGGGCUCCGGUCGUCCGUACAAAGCAUGGAUGUAUAGUGGCAUGGCGACGUACAUGAUCCAAUCUCUUUUAAAAACGGCAGACGAUAGCAUGGAGCACAAUCCGGAAGAGUUUCACGCGUCACAAAUUCAAUAUGAACAAUUAGUUCGGACGUACUGGUGCUGUUUUGCGCAGGACUGCGAGCUAAGCUCAGGUGCUCGACAGCACUUUGCUCUGUCAUUUCGCCAGAUUUCGGUUCCCCUCCCCAUCAGCGAUCAGGAUUUCAAUUUCGGCCGCCGUUCUACAUCUCGACUAAUGCCAGCAAAUAUGAAUCGACACUCGCUGCUCUCUUCGGACUUGACGAUCGAUCGUGGUUUGACCAUAGUGACCCGUGGGUUUGAUAUUUUUGUGCGUAUCCUGCGAUUUGCAAAUGAAAGCCGUCGAGGUCGCACGUCAUCACCUACCGUCUUAUCGUCACCACAACUGACCUGGCGUACUCUCAAGGAAGAGCUUGACGAAUGGAGGUCCUUGCAAGAUGUUACAGUUCGAUAUCCUGCAACGAGCGCCCAGGCUCACGUUGCUCUGGGGUACGGUGAGCUUUUCGCUUAUAUCAACCUGGUUUACUUCAUGAGCAUUCUUUUCCUCCACCGUGACUCCGUGCUUUCUGGUUCGAAGCCAUUCGCCGACCGGGCGAUAAACGCGACCGAAGACUUCAUCGGCUGCGAAGAGGCCAUUGACCAGCUUUUCGAGGCCGCACAAAAUAUCAAUGGCGUAUUAUCCGCACUUGAAGCAUCAGAGACACCAGUUAUCACCCCCUAUGCUGGUUUCAGCGUCUUUGUUGCGGCCCAUAUCAAUAUGUACGGCACCGUUUCUCCGCUUCGGUAUCCCGGUGGGCGUGAACGAGCGGAGCAAGAAAGGAAAGCCAAUUUCUCAUAUCUCGAACGCCUCUGUGAGUAUUGGCCAGUCGGUCAGAGCUGGUGGCGAACUGUGCGGGAAGCGGAUAAGUUUUAUCGAACGGCUAAGAGUAAUCACUUUUCCGACGAGCGUCCCAGUCAUCUCACCCUCGCUGGAACUCUGGAUGAGUAUGGAGACAUCCGUUCGUCGCGUCCUCGGAAUGAUCUAUCAAUAUCAAUGCGAAGGCGAGAGACGGUGUCUUCCGACGCCGUUGAUUCGGCACAAGAGGACCCGAGAACCACACACAAUAGUCAAAUAAAUAUUGCACCAGGCCAUAACGCAAUGCUUGAUUCUUACGAUCUGGAAGCGGAAAUGCUACAAUGGCCCUUCAUCGACGAAACAUGGUUCCAUGGGUUCGAUACAGGGUUUGAUGCGGCAUGGCCUAACUUAGGCUGA